AUGAGAGAUCGGCCCGUCAUCAGCAUCGAAAAUUACAUCAUAUACUGCUGCGAUGCUGAUGAGAACAAAGUAGGCUGCGCGACAGCUGGGAGGAACGAUUACAAGAACCUGGUGGAGGAAUUUGGAUCAACUUCGUCUAGAAGUCUCUGCGCCUUUCUACGACUGCGGGAUCGCAAAGGACGUAAACUCUGGAUCGUAAGUGCUCACGCACCUACGGAAACCGCUGAGGACAACAGUAAGGACGCCUUCUAUAAUGAACUCAAUGCGUUGAUGUCUAAAAUACCAAGCCAGUAG
Messenger RNA from Necator americanus (New World hookworm), 294 nucleotides. RefSeq lists its product as uncharacterized. Bases 1 to 294 code for a protein of 97 amino acids. The transcript has a single exon. The record is from RefSeq and is a predicted model, not a curated record. NCBI's taxonomy places the organism in Eukaryota, Metazoa, Nematoda, Chromadorea, Rhabditida, Ancylostomatidae.